Cavia porcellus (domestic guinea pig) is the source of this 2962-nucleotide messenger RNA. RefSeq names its product SMAD family member 6 (gene Smad6). The transcript is spliced from 4 exons. Gene Ontology annotation, cellular component: heteromeric SMAD protein complex. Gene Ontology annotation, biological process: cell differentiation; regulation of transcription by RNA polymerase II; anatomical structure morphogenesis. The coding region runs from base 1058 to 2584 and encodes 508 amino acids. Gene Ontology annotation, molecular function: I-SMAD binding; transcription regulator inhibitor activity. Lineage: Eukaryota; Metazoa; Chordata; Mammalia; Rodentia; Caviidae. The record is from RefSeq and is a predicted model, not a curated record.
AAACUUGAAACCUUGUUUGCGCAACAAUCAGCGCCGCGGAGCCGCCAAAGUGUCUAGACUGGCAUAUGAUGGGAGGCAGCCAAUGACUCCGCGGCGCUCCUCCGGGGGCCCUCACUGUGCGUUUGAGGAGAACAAAAAAGAGAGAGAGCCGUGCCGGGGAGCAAAAGAGGGAGCCGAGCGGAGAGAAAGAGCCGCUGGCCGCUGCCUCGCCGAUCUUCGCCGGGACCGCGGGGCCGCCGGGAGGCACUUCGGUGGCGGGGGGGAAGGGGGGGCGACCUCGGCAGCCGCGGCGCCCGAAGCGUCCGAGCGCAGAGUGGGGCGGUCUGCGACCUCUGCCUCGUCGGACUGCAUUUUUAAUUAAGGAUUCCCAGCAGCUCUGGGGUUUUUACAGUUCCCAGUCCUGUGCUUGACACCACGUUCCGGAAUAACUCGCUCCAAGUGCAUCUAGCGCCUGGGACCUGAGACCGAGUUGGCCUUCCGUGCAUGCAAACCCUGGGAUUGAGGUUUUGUUUGGAAUUUCUUUUUCUUCCCACCUCCUUUUUUUCUCCUCCCCUUUCUUUUUGCAGGGAGUUGAGGGUAUCCGCAAGCCUGCCUUUCGGAGCCUGUAGGAAGAGCCCAUGUUUUGAAGCGCUUGAGUUUUCAAGGCAGUCUUUCGGGGCUUCGGUGCGAGCGCUUUGUGCUCAAGGACCACCGCUGAACUUUUGGAGGCUCCUCGGCCCAUGCGGGAUCUCUCCAGCCGCGCGCAUUCUGCAGCGCCCCCGACUCGCGGGGGCCGGAGCUGAGCAGCGCGGCCGCACGGUGUGUGCAGCCGCCGGCCCCGCGCGGGCUGCGGCUCGGAGCGCGCGAGUUCCUGGCCGUCCAGCCCCGGCGAUCUCCCUCAUGUUGCGGCCCCGCGGCGCCACUUCGACGAGGGGCUGCGCGCGCUCUGCACCGCGCCCCACGGCGGAGCUUCAUGCAGGGCUGCGGCCCGCGCAGCCGGCGCCUCGCUGAGGGAACGGACCCCCGGUAACCGGAGACCGCCACUCCCCCCACCCCCCCUGGCGCCAAAGGAUAUCGUAUGUUCAGGUCUAAACGCUCGGGGCUGGUGCGGCGACUUUGGCGAAGUCGUGUGGUCCCCGACCGGGAGGAAGGCGGAGGCGUCGGCGCCGGCGGAGGAGGAGACGACGAGGAUGAGAGCCUGGGCAGCCGAGCAGAGCUGGCCCCGCGCACAAGAGAGGGCGCAGGCUGCGGCCGCCCUGAGGUCCACCCGAUAGCCCUGCGGCGGCCUCGGGACGCAGUGGGACCGCGCGGCGCCCAGGGCACAGGCAGGCGCCGGCGCGCGGGGGGCCCCCCGAGGCCCAUGUCGGAGCCAGGGGCUGGCUCUGGGGGUUCCCCGCUGGACGUGGCAGAACCAGGAGGUCCGGGCUGGCUGCCCGAGAGUGACUGCGAGACGGUGACCUGCUGCCUUUUCUCGGAGCGGGACGCCGCGGCAGACGCGCCCCAGGACGCCGGCGAACCCCUAGCGGGAGCUGGCCCGGAGCCGGCGGGCGGCGGGCAGAGCCGCGAAGGCCGCUCGCGGCUGCUGUUGCUGGAGCGGGAGCUGAAGACCGUCACGUACUCGCUGCUGAAGCGGCUCAAGGAGCGCUCGCUGGACACGCUGCUGGAGGCCGUGGAGUCCCGCGGCGGCGUGCCGGGCGGCUGCGUGCUGGUGCCGCGCGCCGAACUCCGCCUGGGCGGCCAGCCCGCGCCACCGCAGCUGCUGCUCGGCCGCCUCUUCCGCUGGCCCGACCUGCAGCACGCCGUGGAGCUCAAGCCCCUGUGCGGCUGCCACAGCUUCGCCGCUGCCGCCGAUGGCCCCACUGUGUGCUGCAACCCCUACCACUUCAGUCGGCUUUGCGGGCCAGAAUCACCGCCACCCCCCUACUCUCGGCUGUCUCCUCCUGACGAGUACAAGCCACUGGAUCUGUCUGAUUCCACAUUGUCUUACACUGAAACCGAGGCCACCAACUCCCUCAUCACUGCUCUGGGUGAAUUCUCAGACGCCAGCAUGUCUCCGGACGCCACCAAGCCGAGCCACUGGUGCAGCGUAGCGUACUGGGAGCACCGGACGCGCGUGGGCCGCCUCUACGCGGUGGCGGAGCAGGCCGUGAGCAUCUUCUACGACCUACCUCAGGGCAGCGGCUUCUGCCUGGGCCAGCUCCACCUGGAGCCGCGCAGCGAGUCGGUGCGGCGCACGCGCAGCAAGAUCGGCUUCGGCAUCGUGCUCAGCCGGGAGCCCGACGGCGUGUGGGCCUACAACCGCGGCGAGCACCCCAUCUUCGUCAACUCCCCGACGCUGGACGCGCCCGCGGGCGGAGGAGGCGGCCCUGGGGGCAGCCGCGCCCUGGUGGUGCGCAAAGUGCCCCCCGGCUACUCCAUCAAGGCCUUCGACUUCGCGCGCUCCGACCUGCUGCAGCACGCGGCCGAGCCCGAGGCCGCCGACGGCCCCUACGACCCCAACAGCGUGCGCAUCAGCUUCGCCAAGGGCUGGGGCCCCAGCUACUCCAGGCAGUUCAUCACCUCCUGCCCCUGCUGGCUGGAGAUCCUGCUCAACCACCACCGAUAGCGCCUGCUCCCGGCCCGGACGCACCCCAGAUAUCACCUACCUAGAUUUAAUAUAAAGUUUUAUAUAUUAUAUGGAAAUAUAUAUUAUACUUGUAAUUAUGGAGUCGUUUUUACAAUGUAAUUAUUUAUGUACGGUGCAAUGUGUGUAUAUGGAGGAAGCAAGAAAGACGCACUUUGGCUUACAAUUCUUUCAAUACAGAUAUAUUUUCUUUCUUUUCCUCUUUUCUCUUUUUGUUUUUGUUUUGUUUUGUGUUUAAGGAAAUGAUACAGCAGAACUAGGUGGAAAAGCCUGGGUUUGGUGUAUAGUUUUUGAACUAUUAAUGCCCAGACAAAAAAGCUAAUAACAGUCACUCGUUGAUAAUAAAAUAUUCGCAUUAUA